AUGCCCAAAAACCAUCCGUUUGGUAUCGGGAAGAGGGUGUGUCCUGGCGAAGCCUUGGCCAGAAUGGAACUGUACCUAGUACUGGGUAGUAUUAUCCAAGAUCUAGAACUUCGCGUGGAUUUAAGACCGGGAAAACCGUCGCUAGAACGAUGCCCUGGAAUGACGUCGGUUCCGAAGCCUACUUCUUACAUGAUCGUUCAAAGACACGAAAAGUUACUGUGUGAAGAGUUGGGUCUGAGUUUUUUGAAUCUAAGAUAG
Molecule: messenger RNA, 258 nt
Organism: Bursaphelenchus okinawaensis
Lineage: Eukaryota; Metazoa; Nematoda; Chromadorea; Rhabditida; Aphelenchoididae
Source: the annotation of a GenBank genome assembly